Molecule: messenger RNA, 1929 nt
Organism: Auxenochlorella protothecoides
Lineage: Eukaryota; Viridiplantae; Chlorophyta; Trebouxiophyceae; Chlorellales; Chlorellaceae
Exons: 12
Coding region: 1-1929 (642 amino acids)
Source: RefSeq, a predicted model, not a curated record
AUGGCCGCCAUCGAGGCCCUGCAGCAGCAGGGGGUGGAGGUGGAGAUCCUGGCGCCGGCCCCAUCCGCGGCUCCGGUCAGGAUCCAGGACUCGGAGGACCUGACCCCCCCCCAGCUCUUUGCCGCAUACGCAAAGUCCACGGGGAUGCCGGCCGGCGUGGAGGCUCGAGGCCUCUCCCUGCUGCAGGCGCUCUUGACGAGCCAGGGCAGCUCAGCUGCAGCCACGGUGUUGACCUUUGGGCAGGUCACCCUGUCGGGCUUCCUUUCCUUUGCUGACAGGGUUUCAUACCCCCUGGACGCCCGGGGUGUGGUGGUCCUCACCGGCUCCGUCGAUGGCCAAGGAUUCCAGUCCAACGGGGCCGGCAAGUCUGCACUGGCCAUGAGUUCCCUGUGGUGCCUCACCGGUGGCAUGGAUGCACGAUCCGAGGGUGCAAGUACCGGAAGAGGACUGAGCGUCACAGACAUUAUUCACUCGGCCUGCAAGUCUGCCACGGUGCGCGUGGAAGGCACCGUGAAUGGCCUGCCCUUUGUGGUGGAAAGGACGGCGCGCAGGCGUGGAGGGAAGCUCAGCCUGAUGGUGGACGGUGUGGAUCGGACCAUGCAGGAGAUGCGCAUGACGCAGGCAGGGGACAGGGCUUUCAAGGAGGAGCUGGGCAAGCUGGUCGACCUGUCGAUUUGGGAGGAGGCCAGGGCUGUGGCCAACAAAGAAUUGGCCGACAGGAAAGCUGCGCUGGCUGCAGUGUGCACUGAGCUGCCUGUGCGACAAGGGUUCCGGGACCGUUUCCAGGAAGAUCUCAUACAGUCAGAGGCCGAGGAGACGCUGCUCGCCGCAGAGCAAGCCCGGCUGGCAGCCCGAGCAGCCGCUCAGGCGUCUGCCUCUGCAGAUGCUGAGCUGGCGGCGCGCCAGACCGCCCGGGAUCGGGCCAGGUCGCAGGCACAGCUGGAGGCCCAGCAGGCGAGGCAUGCCAUAGACACACGGCUCGCGCGGCUGGAAAGGGAGCUGCAGGAGCACGAGGGGAUGGGAGAGCGCCUGCAGAGCGCGGGCGUCGAGGCCGGGAGCCUCCUGGACCGCCUGCGGGCCACGCUGGGCCAGAGCAUGAAUGAUGGCGCCGUCGAUGUGGACGCUUUGUCUCUCCAAUCCCCACCCGAGGAGCCCCACCGCGAUACGCAUGCCUUUGACUCCCAGCGUCUACUGGAGCAGCUGGGAAGGAGUGCCUCACAGGCCGCGGCCUGCAUCGCCGCGGAGCCCGUGCCGCCGGGCAGCGCCAGCGCCGCUAACCCCCACGAGGUUGAGGCGGGCAGGCUGCGCGCCCAGCUGGCGACCGAGGCCGCCAGGGUGCUGGAGCUGGAGGGGCGGGGCGCCGACCUGGCAGCUCAGCUGGCAGACCUCAAGCUGGUGCACGACGCCCUGCGCCCCACUGGCGUGGUCAACUACCUGCUGGAGGGCGUGCUGGCGGACCUCCAGGCCACCACGGGCACCUUCCUGGCAGCCCUGGCGCCGUCUUUGACCCUGGAGCUGAAGCCCAGCCGGCCGGGCCGCGCCGACCCCGAGGCGGUGGUGGAGCAGGUGGAGAAGAGUGUCAAGGUGCGGGUGCCCGGGAGCCAGGUGCUGCAGCCCCGGAGCAUCAAGCAGCUGAGCGGCGGCGAGCGGCGCCGGCUGGCCCUGUCCCUGGCGCUGGGCUUCAGUGCCCUGGCCAAGCGCCGCGGACUCCUCCAGAGCAACCUGCUGGUGCUGGACGAGGUGAUGCAGCACCUGGACGCGGAGGGCUGCGCCCGCGUUGCGGCCCUGCUGCGCACGCUGCCCCAGGCCUCGGUGCUGGUGGUGGCGCAGCGCGGCUCCGCCGCCGCGGAAGCCGCCGAGCAGCUGGACCUGGUGGUCAAGGAGCAGGGGCGGUCGCGUGUCCUGCUGGACCACCGAGGCGAGGCGUAG